This is a messenger RNA of Paramecium octaurelia, 6190 nucleotides long. NCBI's taxonomy places the organism in Eukaryota, Ciliophora, Oligohymenophorea, Peniculida, Parameciidae. The record is from the annotation of a GenBank genome assembly.
AUGAGGGCAAGUACAAAAAUAUCCUCCAAAAGGGUUACAUUAACAUCCGAAUUAGCAAAUCGUUCGUUAUCUUUAGCCUAAAUCUAUCAUGGUAUUAUUGUUGAAAUAAUUGUUAAGUUGGAAAAGGGAAGAGAGAGAGAGUUGAUUUCUUAAAGGAUUCAAAUAAGUUGAAGUUUUCUUUAUAGACUUAUGCUUUCAAGAAUUCAUCUCAUCCAUCUAAUAUUUUUGAUGAUAGGUAGAUUGUGAAUAAUAAUUUAUUUAAGGGGAUCCGACUAGAGUGACGAUUCAUUUUAUUUGAGCAGUGAAAAUAUCUCAGAGGAUUCUAUUCUUUCGGUUCAUGUAGUUGAUAAAUACAAUAAAAAUGAUGAGGGUUCUUCUUUUAAGCAGUCAAAUAAUAGUUAAAGUAAACGCGAAAUCGAUCAGCACAAAAGCCAAAUUUAAAUGGAUGGGAUGAAUUAUUAAUAAAAUAAAAAUGAAGGAGAAGUCUAAUUGUAAAAGAUUAUAAAAAAAUAUUAAAAGUAAAUGUAAAGAAAUCCUUUGUAAGAUCCAUAUUAUGUUCAAUUAAAAAUAUUGAGAGGAUACGAAAGACUUAAAUUUGAAUUAACAGUAUGAGUUCUAACUUAAUUAGCGCUAUCACGACAAAAAUAGAUUUUUGUAAAUGAGAAAAAGGAUAGUAUUUAUAUUUUACAUAUUUCCAAUAAUAAUAAAGGGAUUGGUAAAAUCGAUCUAUUUUAAAUUGUUUAUGACGACAUUGAUCAUCUUCAACGUUGCCUUAUUUAUAUAUGUUAAGACCAACAAUAGAAAAGACACAGAUCAAAUUGAACAAGUGAUAACAGUGUUCUUUUUGAUUGAGGUAAGCUUUAGAAUUAUUGCCUCAGGGGUAAUUUUGAAUAGAAAAAGCUUUUUUAGAAGUCCAUUAAACGUAUACGAUUUUACAUUAGUUGUUCUUACAACCUUAAAUUUAUACAAACCUGAUGUAAUAAUCCUGGAUCUAUCUCCAUUAAGAAUGAUCACCUUAUUAAAUUAUUUGGGGGAUGUGUUGAAAGGUCUAUCAGUAAUGCUUAAGGCAUUGAUAUCAUCAUUGAAGUUCCUUUUAGAAGCCUUGAUAAUUGUGGGUUUAUUUUCAUUAUUCUUUGGGAUAUUUGGGGUGCUACUCUUUUAGAAUUUAUUUAAUUACAGAUGUUAAUACGAGAAUGGAGAUGAAACCGAAGGGUGGAUCUAAUGCAAUGAGAAUUAGUGUCCGGAAGGUAUGAAGUGUUCAUAUUCUGAGUUCACACCAAAACCACCAACUUCAUUUAAUAAUAUUAUUUAUUCAUUAGGACAGAUUUUGAGAACAAUAACUAUGGAUGAUUGGAGUUGGGUGAUGUUUUUCACGAUGAGAAUAUUCAAUCCUUGGAUAUGGAUCUAUUAUUUGUUGAUCAUCUUUGUGGGUGGAUUUUUUGGAUUCAAUUUAGUUAUAGCUGUUUUAAAAACUCAUUAUGCAGAAGUAGCAUAAGAAACUGUGGAAGAGGAGAUUAAAUAAUAAAUGAUGGCUAGGUUGAAGGAGAAGUAGGAAAAUCCAGAGAGAGAUUUGAUUUAGAUCUUUGAUGUCGCUGUUCUAAAACAUAUUGGAAUUUAUAAGGCUUUCUUGAGUUAUAAAAAAUAAUUGACUAAUCCAUUGUAUCAAUCAUAAUCUCAUCCCAUUGAGGAAUUGAAUUAGGAAAAUAUUAAAUUAAAAGUAAGGACCUUAUCUGGCAGAUAGAAGACCAAUGAGAAAGUAUUAUUAUUAAUUAUUAUUUAAGAAUAGAAAUCAGAAAGGAUUUUAAGCUUACUUGGAUCAAUUUAGUUUGAAAUAUUUACUAUUGCCUAGAUUUCAAUAUUUGGAUAAAUUCAAACAAAUGAUUAAAGUAUCUAAUUACACUGAUGAUCCUUUGGAAAUGAAAUUAAUUUCUAGAUUAUUGGAGAAUCAGUUCUCGUAGCUCUCUCCACAUCCAAAUUAUGAUAUUUUUCAAAAUUUCAGUAGUGAAGAUGAUGUUUUGUUGGCUUUCAUGUAAAUUUCAUAUUUCAUUUAAGUGAAAAAGAAAAACAAAGGAAAAUAGUUGAUCAAAACUAAUUGAUCAAAUAAUGCAGAUAGAUUAAAUUUAAAUAAGUUUAUUCUCUAACAAAGGUGCCAAAGUAAACCAUGACUUCAUCGAAAGCAUUAAUCCCAAUUAAAUCAGCUAGAAGAAAAAUAAAAACUACUUAGAUCGAUUAGACGAAUGAUGAGAUUGCAUUAAAACAUCUUAAUGUCAAUAGAGAAGCAUCUAUUUAAGUGAAAAUGAAUAAUUUUAAACAUUGUUAAACCCAAAGUAGUUUUCCUUUCUCAGUAGUGAGUAAGAAGAAAAUUUAUGUUAUGAUAUAAGAAUAAUAUAUUGAUUAUGAAGCAGUAUGCGAAAAAAUUAAUACUAAAAUACCAAUAAUGAUAGAUAAUUCUACUACUAAUGAAUUUAAAUAUAGACUAUUAAGAACGAAAGAAUUAAAAAAAGGAAUGAUAGAAAAAAAGAAUUGGUCUGGGAGUGAUGUAUUACUUUUAGACAUUUUGAGAGCAAAUGAAUUCAAUGAAAUAAAAUAAAAAUUGAAUUAUCAAGAUUAGCAAAUUUGGUUGACCGGAUUAAAAGGAAAGAUUACUACUGCAAAGAAAUAUUCUUAUAUUUUAAUCAGCAGUAGAUUUAGUUAAUUCUUUUUUGAUUUGGUAAUCUUAUUCAAUUUUACUUUUUUGUCCUUAUAAGGUAUAGUGAAUCCUGGAUUGAUAUCACAGGUAGAAGAUAUCACAACCAUUCUAUUAUGUUUUGAACAAUCAUUUAAAUUGUUCUCUUAUCCAUAUAGAGAAUUGCUCAAUUAUCCAAGUUAAGUUCUUCAGUUGUUCAUUAUCAUUUUAAAUUUUAUUGAACUAACUCUAGGCGAUUAAAUAACUAAUUCAAAUCUCUAAACUUAAAAAUUGAUUAGAGGAACCAAAUGCCUUUUAUUCUAUAGAUGUUUAAGAUAUAAUAAAAUGGCGAGUAAGAUAGGACAAAUUGCAUCAAAAACAUUUGAAUCUUAUAUAUAUUUGACAGUUUUGAUGUUGAUGGUGAUUUUCAUAUAUGCAUUGAUAGGCAUGGAAAUGUACUCAGGUUAAUUUGAUUAGUUAGACACAUUGGGAUAAUUACAUUCCUUUGAUAAUAUCCUGAAAUCAUUUAUGACAAUUUUCAAUAUUAUGACAAAUGAUGAUUGGUAUGGAGUCUACGUGAUGGGAGGAGAUAUUAAUUAUACAUUUUCAGUCAUCUAUUCAUAUUCUAUGGUCAUAAUACUCAAUUAUUGUACAUAUGGAUUAGUUUUUGCCAUAUUGUUAGAUGGUUUUGGGAAAUAUUUAGGAAGUUAGGAGGAAGAAAUUAUGGAGAAAGAUGAAAUGUAAAAUCAAUAAAUAAGUGCCAAUUCUGAAUAGCACGAAAUUACAUAUGAUGAAACUAUUGCGAAUACAAAUUAGUUGCAAUCCAAAACUCAAAAGAUUAGUUUGAUAUCUCACUUACUUGUGUCCAUCAAAUCAUCUUAUAAAAGUAUUCAAACAAAGCAUUAGUCAAUUUAUGAAGGCAUUGAAUGUCAAUAGUCACUUUAUAUCUUCGAUAAAUCCAAUAUAUUAAGAAUUGUAAUUACUAAAGUUGUCAUUAAAAUUUAUUAUCAAUAUUUCAUAGAUUUUGUUAUCUACAGUUCGAUCAUAAUAUUUAUUAUUAAGACGUACAAUGAUUUCGAAACAAAUUCAUCCGAUAUACCAGAUAAUUUGCAAUUUAUUGCAAAUCUAAUUAUAUUGACUGAUUUCAUUUUUAAUGUAAUUGCUAAAGGCCUAGUUUUAGAUGCUGGCUCUUUUUUAACAAAUACUUGGCAAGUUAUAGAUGUAAUCUAUAUAAUAGCAAAUCUUAUAAAAUAUUAAUUAAGUAAUCAAAUUAUAAAGGUUUUGUUAUUUAUGGGGUACUUUCGACCAAUGAAAUUAAUGUAUAGGAUUAAGUGGUUAUCAUAAUUAAGGGCAGCAUUGGGCCAAGCUCUGUUGGACAUCUUAAAUGUAUUUAUUACUCUUUUAUCUGUUUGGUUAAUCUUUGGUGUUUAUGGUAUCAUAUUGUAUGAAAAGCAAUUUGGAUAUUGCGAAGACAAAAUGUCGUUUUACGUAUCCUAUGAUGAUUGCAUAGAAUCUAAUAAAACAUGGGUGAAUUAUAAACAUAAUUUUGAUAAUAUCACAGUUGCAAUUCCUACUUUGUUUACUAUAUCAACUUUUGAUGGAUGGGGAGAGAUCUUAUAAGUAGCUGAGAAUAGUUAAACUUCGAAUACUGGACCGAUUCCAUUCAAUAGUUAUUUUUAUACUUACUUAUAUUUGAUAAUCUUCUGUUUUAUAGGAUCUAUGUUUUUUUUGAGUUUGUUCACUGGGAUUCUUUUCAAUAGUUUGAAAGAAAACUAAUUCAAAAUGGAAAAUAGUCAGUAUACUCAAGUUUAAAGGGAAUUUAUGAAAAUUACUAAUAUCUUAAUGUCAGACUUCCCAUUAUAUUCUGCCCCUCCAAAGAGUAGAGUUAGAAAGGUUUCAAGUAAGGUUGUAAACAAUAUCCACAUUCAAUACUUUGUUUACGGUUGCUUAAUAUUAGAUUUAAUAAUUUUAUUGCUAUUUAAUUCAGAAAUGAGUGAUCACUAUUUUGAUAUUGCCAAUACUAUGCAUAAUUCACUUACCAUCUUAUACUUAAUUUGGAUAAUAUUAUUAUUUUUGGCUUUAGGUGUCAACAGAUAUUUUGAUAAUUAUUGGAGAAGGUUCUAUCUAUUCUUAGUUGUAAUUGGAUUAGCAGAUCUUAUUGCUAAUUCUAUAACAAGUUGGACCCAUCUAUAAUUUAGAUCGCAUCCUGGUGAUGAUUAUUAUCAAUUAUUGAGAUUGUUCUUCAGUCUUAGGAGUUUAAGAAUUAUCUUAAUCUUUCAAGGUUUAAUCAAUAUCUAAAGAUUACUCAGAGUGAUGGUAUUUGCCAUGCCUUAUUUGGUGAAGAUAUUUACAAUCCUUAUUAUUACAAUGGUAAUUUUUGCCCUUUUUGGUUGUUAACUUUAUGGUAGGAUAGAUUCAGGGUAAGUGAUGGACGAUAUCAUUAACUUUACUAAUUUUGGGAAUGCCAUGUUAGCCUUAUUUAAAUGUGCUUCAGGUGACGAUUGGAGAACAAUAAUGACUGAUACUAUGCAGCAUAAUCCAUUAUGUCAGGAAGAUGACAAAUAUUGUGGAUCUGCUGCCAAUUAAUUAUUUUUUAUACUCUUUAUGUUAUUGUCCAAUUAUGUUCUAUUAAAUUUAUUUGUCUUAGGAUUAAUAGAGUAAUUUGAAUAGUUUUUUCAAAUGUAAAACUCGCAAAUUCAAACUUAUGUUGAGAACAUCGACAAAAUUAAAAAUACAUGGUGCAAGUACUCCCAAGAAACUUAAGGGUUGUCUAUGCAUUUUAAAUUCCUCUGUAAAUUUUUAAUUGAUAUUGGAUAACCUUUGGGAGUAGAUAAGGAUUCUAACUUAUGGGAUGCUUGUAAAUUAUCAUCUUAACUAAAAUUAUAAAGGUAUUACAUAAUAUUAUAGCUAGUGACAUCCAUGGAUACAUUCAAUAUAAUUUCUUGAUGUAUGAAUUGUUUAGGAGAUGCUUUUAUAAUGAAGUGUUUAAAUCCGGAAGCCAAGAGUCUAUUGCACAGAUAAAGAAGUUUAAUAAGGAGUCAUAAUUCAGAUUAAUGUAUUAUAGAAAAAAUAAAAAUCUGCCUCGUUCCAAUAUUAGUCCUUCAGCUACAAUUCAGCCUAACAUCAAUCUUCUUCAUGAUUAUUUAAAUGUUUUAAUCUUAUUUAAAACAUGGGAAUAAUUUAGCUAAUAACUAAUUGAGAAGGUGAAUUAGGAUCAAGACUAUUUUACUGAUUAAAGUGUAACAAUUCCAGGAAAAAUACAAAAUGAGUAAUAAACAUCUCCAUUAUUUUAGUUAUCAAUAAAGUUAGAAUCACAUCCUGUAAAAUAAUUUAGAAAGUGAGUUGGAAAAUGAAAUUAGUAGUAAUGCAUCUGUCAGUAGACAUAGUGUAUCCAUCAACAGUCAAAUUAAUAGAUAUAAUGAUUUGCCAAUCUAUAAGGGCAGCUAUGACACGUCGUUGUAGAGUGAGAACAGAGAUUUCCCAUAUUUCAUCAAAGUCAAUAAGCAAAAUGAAUUGGAUGAAUGA